AUAUUUGUGUCUUUUUUGCGGGGUGCGCGAGAACAUAGGAGGUUGGAAAAAGUAAUAGUCAUAUAUUUGAGCCAUAUUUCAAUUUUGUAACUCCAACUGAACUCUUUUCCGCUGCCUGAGCAUACUCUCCCUCCCUUCUCCGACAGUCGCAUCGUCCCCUCCUCCAUCAUUGUGCCUUCCAACUUGGACCGCGGUGGCGUAGUCAUUUAUUACACCAGCCUCCACAUUAUUCUCCGCACCUUCAGCAACUACCGUUUUUAGCAUUAUUGAUAUUUGUAAAUUGUAAUAUUCAAACACAAAACCUUCACAAAAACAUGAUUAACACUAAACCUUUUCAUUAUGUUAACCAUUCAAAACUUAGCUCUUUAAUUGAUUUAUGCAAAUCCAUUAACCAAAUUAAACAAACCCAUGCAAAUUUAAUCACCACAGCACAAAUUACACUUCCUGUUAUAGCCAACAAAUUCCUCAAAAACGUUGCUUUAGCUUCUCUUACUUAUGCACACAAACUGUUUGAUCAAAUUCCUCAACCAGAUUUAUUCAUUUACAACACCAUGAUUAAAUCACAUUCUAUGUCGCCACAUUCAUAUCUUGAUUCUAUUGCGGUGUUUAGAUCAUUAAUAAGGGAUUCAGGUUAUUUUCCGAAUCGGUAUAGUUUUGUGUUUGCUUUUGGUGCUUGUGGAAAUGGGAUGUGUGUGAGGGAAGGGGAGCAGGUUUUUACACAUGCUGUGAAAGUUGGUUUGGAUGGUAAUGUGUUUGUUGUGAAUGCAUUGAUUGGUAUGUUUGGAAAGUGGGGACGUGUGGAGGAUGCGAGGAACGUGUUUGAUUCGGCUGUAGAUAGAGAUUUCUAUAGUUGGAACACUAUGAUUGGUGCGUAUGUUGGAUCCGGUAACAUGGUUUUAGCGAAGGAAUUGUUUGAUGAAAUGCAUGAGAGAGAUGUUGUGUCCUGGAGUACUAUAAUAGCUGGUUAUGUUCAGGUUGGCUGUUUCAUGGAGGCUUUGGACUUCUUCCACAAAAUGUUGCAAUCCGAGGUCAAACCAAAUGAAUAUACCAUGGUAAGCGCUCUUGCAGCCUGUUCAAAUCUUGUCGCGUUGGAUCAGGGAAAGUGGAUCCAUGUUUACAUCCGGAGGGACAAUAUUAAGAUGAAUGAUAGACUUCUGGCUAGCCUCAUUGACAUGUAUGCAAAGUGUGGCGAGAUAGAUUCUGCAUCGAGUGUUUUCCAUGAACACAAAGUGAAGCGAAAGGUUUGGCCAUGGAAUGCCAUGAUUGGUGGGUUUGCAAUGCAUGGAAAACCUGAAGAAGCUAUAAAUGUGUUCGAAAAAAUGAAGGUUGAAAAAGUUUCUCCUAAUAAAGUAACAUUCAUUGCCUUAUUAAAUGCUUGUAGCCAUGGUUAUAUGGUUAAGGAGGGAAAAUCAUAUUUUGAAUUGAUGGCUAGUGAUUACGGAAUUAAUCCUGAAAUAGAGCAUUAUGGAUGUAUGGUAGAUUUACUUAGUCGUUCCGGGCACUUGAAGGAUUCUGAAGAGAUGAUUUUGAGCAUGCCAAUGGCUCCGGAUGUUGCGAUUUGGGGAGCCCUGUUGAAUGCUUGUAGAAUCUAUAAAGAUAUGGAGCGCGGAUAUAGAAUAGGUAGGAUAAUUAAAGAAAUUGAUCCUAACCAUAUAGGCUGUAAUGUUUUGUUGGGUAAUAUAUAUUCUACAUCUGGAAGAUGGAAUGAAGCAAGGAUGGUAAGAGAGAAAAAUGAAAUCAACAGUGACAGGAAAAAAAUUCCUGGUUUCAGCUCAAUUGAAUUGAAUGGGGUAUUCCAUGAAUUCCUUGUUGGUGAUCGAUCACAUCCUCAGAGUAGGGAGAUUUAUUCAUUUUUGGAUGAGAUGAUAAGCAAGUUGAAGAUUGCCGGGUAUGUUCCCGAGUUAGGGGAAGUUUUGCUUGAUUUUGAUGAUGAGGAAGAUAAAGAGACCGCUCUUUCUGUACAUAGUGAGAAGUUGGCUAUUGCUUUUGGACUGAUGAACACAGCACCAGGAACUCCAAUUCGUAUUGUGAAGAAUUUAAGAGUUUGUGGGGAUUGUCAUCAAGCAACAAAAUUCAUCUCCAAGGUUUAUGAUCGAGUAAUUAUAGUACGAGAUAGGAUGAGGUAUCACCACUUCAAAGAUGGAAUUUGUUCUUGCAAAGACUACUGGUAGAUUAAGAAAGUGCUGUUCAACCCUAAUCUCUGAUGCAUAAGUUGCAACAAGCGAACUGUUCUCCCUGCAGUGACAUUUUGUUCAGCGGUUUCAAUUCUCUUGUCCCUGCCUGCAUUGUGUCUGAGGAGGAACCAAUGUCUCGAGAGUUUGGUUGACUGGCAAAGCCCAAAAAAGUCAUUGCUUUGUGCAUUUUGUGCGGUUUUCUGCUGCAUUAUGUGGAUUGUUUGUUCACUGAGUCGGAUCAUUGCGAGUUUUGGUGGAGCAUGUGCUUGUAUAUCUUUGUAAAAGGAAAAUGUAGUUCCUUUUAAUGUUUGCCCAAUUUAGCCCUUAUUGGUUAUACUUUCGCUUCGAAAUCACAAGUGAUGCGUCAGGUAUGUUGUUGAGAUACUGGACAUUAUGUUGUCAUUACAUGCCCAUUUUGUCUAGAUACUAAUGAGGUUGAAAGUAAAUUAGAUGUAACACUCUGAUAAAUCGAGUCCCCACAACUUGGUCUUGUAUUUUGUAGAAGAACAGUAAAGAACAAAAACUGUUGUUUUGUGUAAAAAAUAUCUAAAUGUUAAUAAAGAAACCUUCUACUAAGCAUAUACUCAUGGAUCUCCAAUUCUGAUAAAGCUUGAGCAUUUUUUGUGUUGGCUGCCUUAAGUAUUUGAUUCAAAGUUUCAAACAAACUUUGUAAUACUGCAGAAGCCUUUUUGGCACAAUGAGUUGUUUAGUUCCGGAGUGUGGUGCUGAGGAAUCAAUCGCUCACCUUUUCUGAGUGUCCGGUGUUUGCAGGUACAUGGUAUGUGAUUAGAGAUUGGCUUGGAAUUUCUACAGCUUUUCAAAAUGACGGUUUGCCUCAUUUAGAUCAAUUUCAAGGUUUGAUUGGUAGACUUGGUGUGAUUUGGUUUGCCUGUAUUUGGAAGGCAAGGAAUGACAAAUUAUUCAAAACCAAGGAAGUUUGCUUGGAAAAUAUUGUUGAAUCGGUGAAACGAAGUUGCUGGAAUUGGCUGAGAUUCAAGACAAAUAGCAUGGAGUACAAUCUGAGUCAAUGGUUCGUGAAUUCAGAGCUUGUCUCGGCUGUGUGGAAUCACAAGUGUGAGGUUGAGGUGUGUUUUGUGCAUUUGGAGAUGGGUCAGACUCGGAUAAAUAUCAUCUGGAUAGAGUUUCGGAGUAUUCUGCAGCGACAGGACAGAUUCAGAUAUUUUACAGGAUAUCAAAAUGCAUCAGCAUUUUCAUCUCGUGUAUUAUUCCUGUGUGUUGAGGUUCCAUUUCUGUGUAAUUCAGGCAGGCUAAUGUACAAAAGCCGCAUCAGGUUUGUUGGGACUGUGUUGUGAGCUCACCAGAGAUCUAUUAUCGUCUUUGCUGGAAGUUGAAUUAUUUGUUUCAGAGAUUACUUAGUUUUGACGGUGGCCUGUUAGUUCUUAAGUGGAUUUUCUCUGUUUUUUUUUUUGCUGAUUGGAGGUCAUCAAUGGCUUGGGAUAUCAUCGGCGUUCAAGAAGGAAGGUUGCACACGUCUAGAUCAGUUGAAGGUUUGGUGCUUCAGAUUGUGUUUGCAAUAUGGAUUUUUAGUUUUUUAGUUGCUGAUUAAGGGUUUCGUUAUUAGCCUUUCAAGCUUCGGUGUCGCUGUUUAGGCUUGUCCAAGUUAUUGGAUCACUUGGUGUGUGGCUGCUGCUGCCUGUUUAAUUCAAUCUAGUGCUGAUCAGUUGGCUUAAGCAUUCCCAUAGUUCGUCGUUUCUUGGUUUUAAGUUUCUGCGGCGUCGUCUGAGUUCGGCUGGGUUAAGAGAGCUUAUGUCUAGUCUUGUUUUCUUUAGGCAAGGUUUGUUAUUCAUUGUAUCAGGUUAUGGGGCUGGUUGCUUUGUGGGAGGCUUUUAAGGCUGUUUCUUGUAUCUAGUUUGUGUCUGUUUGGGCGAACUCUUUGUACUGUUAUAGGCAUAUCUUAUGCCUCUUAUUUUAAUUUAAUUUAUUCUUGUUUUUUUAAAAAAAAAAACUGACGUACCAAAAAAAAAAGUGAGCCAUCAUUUUAACAAAACAGUUGGGCAUGUGAAAAAAGAAGUCUCAAUCUCUAGUAUUUAAACCAUUGUAGCAAAAUGUCAUAAGUGAGAAAAAUACAAGGACAAAGAAAAGCAACCGGUUGCAAGAAAGGUUUUAACAUAUUAUUUAAAAUUAGGUUAUUACUCAAUGAAUAUUCAAGUAUUGGAUUUUAUCUUUGGCUUAAAUAAACACGUUCUGCCACAUUCAUCUUCCCUACCUACGACAUUGCUCUUUGUUACUUGAUUAAUUGAAAAUGGUAGUGAUUUCUGCAAUUGCUUCCAAAUCAAUAUUGAUGUGUCAGGUAUGUUGUUGAGAUCUAGGACAUUAUGUAGUAAUGACAUGCCCAUUCUCUAGAUACUGAUGAGGUUGAAAGUAAAUUAGAUGUAAUACUCUGAUAAAUUGAGUUCCCUCGACUUGGUCUUGUAUUUUGUAGAAGAACAGUAAAGAACAAAAACUGUUGUUUUGUGUAAAAAAUAUCUGAAUGUUAAUAAAGAAAACUUCUACCAAGCAUAUACUCAUGGAUCUCCAUUUCUGAUAAAGCUUGAGCAUUUUUUGCGUUGGCUGCCUUAGGUAUUUGAUUCAAAGUUUCAAACAAACUUUGUAAUACUGCAGAAGCCUUUUUGGCACAACGAGUUGUUUAGUUCGGGGAGUGUGGUGCUGAAGAAUCAAUCGCUCACCUUUUCUUUGAGAGUCUGGUGUUUGCAGGUACAUUGUAUGCGAUCAGAAAUUGGCUUGGAAUUUCUACAGCUUUUCAAAAUGACGAUUUGCCUCAUUUAGAUCAAUUUCAAGGUUUGAUUGGUAAUGGGAGAGUAUUCGCUAGUAGACUUGGUGUGAUUUGGUUUGCCUGCAUUUGGAGUAUUUGUAAGGCAAGGAAUGACAAAUUAUUAAAAAACAAGGAAGUUUGCUUGGAGUACAUUCUGAAUCAAUGGUUCGUGAAUCCCAGAGCUUGUCUCGGCUGUGUGGAAUCGCAAGUCUGAGGUUGAGGUGUGUUUUGCGCGUUUGGAGAUGGGCCAGACUCGGAUAAAUGUCAUCUUGAUAGAGUUCUGGAGUAUUCUGCAGCGAGAGGACAGGUUCAGAUAUUUUACAGGAUAUCAAAUUGCAGCAGCAUUUUCAUCUCGUGUAUUAUUCCUGUGUGUUGAGGUUCCAUUUCUGUGUAAAUCAGGCAGGCUGAUGUACAAAAGCUGCUUCAGGUUUGUUGGGACUGUAUUUUGAUCUCACCAGAGAUAAGUUUAUCGUCUUUGCUGGAAGUUGGAUAAUUUGUUUCAGAGGUUACUUAGUUUUGACGGUGGCCUGUUAGUUCUUACGUGGAUUUUCUCUUUUUUCUACUGAUUGGAGGUCGUCAAUGGCUUGGGAUAUCAUCGGUGUUCCAGAAGGAAGGUUGGGCACAUCUAGAUCAGUUGAAGGUUUGGUGCUUCAGAUCAUGUUUAUAAUAUGGAGUUUUAGUGUUUUACUUGCUGAUAAAAGGGUUUCGUUAUUAGCCUUUCAAGCUUCGGUGUCACUGUUUAGGCUUGUCAAAGUUAUCGGAAUCACUUGGUGUGUGGCUACUGCUGCUUGUUUUAUUCAAUCUAGUGCUGAUCAGUUGGCUUAGGCGUUCCCAUAGUUCGGCAUUUCUUGGUUUUAAGUUUCUGCGGCGUCGUCUGAGUUCAGCUGGGUUAAUAGAGCUUAUGUCUAGUCUUGUUUCUGUUU
Medicago truncatula (barrel medic) is the source of this 5870-nucleotide messenger RNA. Its product is annotated as pentatricopeptide repeat-containing protein At3g62890. The record is from RefSeq and is a predicted model, not a curated record. Lineage: Eukaryota; Viridiplantae; Streptophyta; Magnoliopsida; Fabales; Fabaceae. The transcript has 2 exons. Gene Ontology annotation, molecular function: protein binding; RNA binding; zinc ion binding. Gene Ontology annotation, biological process: RNA modification. Bases 315 to 2171 code for a protein of 618 amino acids.